GCAGCUGGAGGCAGGGCAGGGUAGGGGGAGCUCCGGCCGCCCCCCGCGGGGCGGAGGUCACCCGCCUCCCCCCGCCCUCCGCCCAUGGGCGCCGGCUCCGUCCAGCCGCCGCCGCCGCUCCGGCCCCGCGCGCAGGAGGAGGCGGCGGGGCGCGUCUCCCGGCGGCGGCUGCGCCCGCCUCGCCGCCCGCCGCCGCCCGCCAGCCGCCGGGGAGCCGCGGCGGAGGCGCAUGGAGACAACGGCCGCCGCUGCCUGCUGGGUUCUUUUCUUCCAUCUUCCUCUCAUCUCUGGGAGCUCCAUCCGUAUUGGAAUAGGCAGCAAUUAUUCCAAUCUCUAUGAACAGAGCAUUCUGCCGUGUAAAAAAGAAGAACUACAGUGUGGUGACGGACUCUGCCUCUUAAACUGGCUGCGCUGUCACUAUAAGAAGGACUGUGGCAGAGACUACAUGUCCAUCAAACUAACAUGCUCAAAAGUUCACUUGAACCAGAGCAGCCCCACCAGUGAAUUCCCCAGCUAUGGUGAAAACGGAAAUGAUACCAGUUUACUUGUUUCACCCCUUCUGGUGGCUGGAGUAGUGAUUGGACUUGUGCUAUUUCUAUCCUGUGUUACAAUCAUUGUUGGCAGCCUGCGAAAGGAUGGACGGUUAAGACGCCCACAUCUGAGGAGAGAUGCUGUUUAUGCUCCAGACGGCUUCUCUUAUGGUGGCUCUUUUGGAGAGCUGAGAUCCACCUGCAUGGAGGAGUUUCCCCCAGCUUUUGAUUUUGGUUCCUAUCUGGAUACACUUUCUCAGGUCAACGUCAUGUAUCCCGAUUCACCUCCACGCUACGAUGAAUGCGUGGGGCCAGGAGCAACACAAAUAUACAUUCCCACAGAUGAUCCCCCCCCAUAUUCUUUUACGGACCCUUGUCAAAGAAAUGAAAUAUCUAUAAACUUUAGCCUGGAAGAGGAAGCAGCAUCUGGAACUACAGGACAGGCUGCAAAUUAUGCAGUCAGGCUGCAGGACUUGCAGCAGCCUGUUUCAUCCAUCUCUUUGUCAUCUCUCACUCUGGAGGCUGCUCCCCUGUACGAAACGGUGGUAUGUGAGCAGAAUGUCCCCAUCCCACUUGUUCCAGUGGAAGUACUGAAAAAUUCUUCCACUGAUUAUCAGACCCUUCUGAACCAAAUCAUGUGAAUGAAAGUGGCUCCUUCAAUUCUUCUGAAGAACUCAGACCAACAAAAACAUUUAAAUGGAAGAAUAAAACCUCUGAAAGUUUUAUCUAUUUUAUAUCUUUAAACAGGGAUGCAAUGGGAUUUUAUUUUUUACUGUGAAUUUUGAAAGUUUACCUAAACUUCCCUCUUUGUGCUUCAAAGUGUUCCAUGACAUCACACAGCAUAAAAGAGCAGCAGUGACAAGCAUUGCAUCUGACCUUCUUGAAGCAUUUCAAAACACAUUGAAAUCAGCCACUUUUAAUGUAGAUACAUGUUAUCAAGUCAAGCCUACUUGUUGAUUUUAUGAUACUUCGCAUGUUUUAGAGCAGAAGGAGAAGAAAAGCAUUUUGUUGUCUUUGUAGGUAUCACUUGUACAUUUCAUUCAGUGUCUUGGCAACAAAGCAUUUUUAAAUAAUUCUUUGACUAACUAUGUAUUUCAGUAGACAGAGACAGAACACUGCCUGCAAAACAUGACUGUCAGUACCACAUAGGAGCAAAAGAAAAAGGAGAAUAAUAUUUUGAUAAUCACAUUUUUCCUUUGGAAAGCCUGGCCAGUACCAGGCUUACCUGAUCAUUGCAAAGCCUGCUGUAAGUCUUCCUCAAAAGAAACCAGUGGCAAGUGAUGGAGAGGUGGCAGUGGAUUCCCAAAGACCAAUUGGCUUUACCUACGGAAGCUGUACUACAGCUGUGUGCAGGCCUGGGAGCUGCAAGGCCUUUGCGGGGACUUACUAUAGCCAAGGGAAGGGCAGUGUCUGGAAUCCCAGAAGAUGCUUCAUGCCAAUUCCCACGCAUGACUGCAUUUUGAGACACUAACUGGUCUCCUUCAGUAAGGAGCCUGUAGUGUUACAAAGGACCUUGACCUCUAGUAACUGCACUAGUGUGAUGUAAAUAACAGAUGCUGGACUUGGCAUGCGCAGUAACAGAGAACCUCACUUUGUGCAGAAACCUCUUACUAGGCACGAUCCGUUUCGCUGAAAUUGUGCUACCCACAAAUCUAGCCUUUGUUCAUAGACCUGGAUUUCUCACACAUUCAUAUGAUAAAUGUAUACAAGUUGGAGAUGCAUACAGGAACAGCAGAGGUAAACUGCAGACGUGAGAGUUUAAUCUUGCAUGGUAUAGAAGCACCCUAUCUCCACCCAAGGACUAAACUACAUCUUCCACCAGUACUAGUUAGCAGAGUUAUCAGAGGCUCAUCUCCACUAAAUCUCUUAGAAGUAGUCUCACUGAAAAAAAAAAAAAAAAUCUCUUUACACUGAUAAAAUGAACUUCAGUUUACUACCCCCACUGAAAGAUAUGUAAAAAUUACUAUAGUAAAUAUAUAACUGUGUUUAAAAGGAAGCAUCAUCCAAAUUAUUAAAAUUGCACUUAGAUUUUCUGUAAAUACUAAAUAAUUUUCAACUGUAAUCAUCACUCAACACUCCAAAGAUUGACACAAUUAUAAUUAAUACUUAGAUGGGAAGUAAUUAUAUGGUUCUUACUGCUGUAUAAAUUAUACCAUUACUGGGUCAUAUGCACAUGAUGAGAUAAGGUAAAUAUGCAUUUUUUGCUACGUAGAUGAGAGUAAAUAUGUAUUUUGCUAAAAUAACAGAAUUCGUUUGCAGUUUGGCAAGAUUUUCAAUAUUCUUAGUAUACUAUACCCAAAACAACAAAAAUUCACAAUUUUGCAUUGCAAAAGUGCUGGCAGGCAUUGCCAGAAUGUAGGCUAUAUUUCACAUUUGUAUUUUUAACAGACAGAACUAUCCCUCUGUAUAAAGUACUAGCGUAAACAGUUUUGUGGUAUGCAAAGUAUCCUGCAAUAAGAGAGACAAAACUCUACAUCAUCUAUUAGCAGCCAGAAAUUAAAACCCAUAUAGAAAUGUACCAGUCAGUUUUAUUGGCAGGAAAAAUAAAAAGUGAAGGAAAGCACAGAGGUUUAUUUAUGCAGAAUAGGACAUGCUUUCAUAGCUGUGUCUUCCUGCAGCUCUUGGACACCUGCCUAGAACAGGGUAAGGCACUGGGACCAGACCCUGCUUACUUCAGGCUGCUAUUGGGGAGGUGGAGGGAGAAAUCUAAUAAAUAUUAGAAGGCAAAUGUGAUUUUUUUUUUUUUUCCCCUGAAAGUGAAUCUCUCUUUUACCUGUAAUAUAGCAAACCUGAAGGUUCUUCUGAAGACAAGCACAGAGGGCUUUUCACAUCUGGCAGGCAAGCCUCUACUCUGUUACAGAUGCUUGCAGUUUCUGUGCAUUUUGGGAAAUCCUUUCAACCUGCUUGGCUUUUAACCUGACAAGGAUUUCAUGCCCUUCUACUAACUUUCUAUCUGUGGUAUAAAAAAUAAACUAAUUUUAAUAGGCCUCUGAUGAAAAUGGGAGAUUUGUAUUUUACCUAAUGAUAGAAAUGCAUUACUAAGAUUAUAGAAAACUAAUCAAAGUCUUUCUUCAUUUGAUAACAGUUACGCAUCCUUAGCAUUGCAACCUGAAUUUUAUGUAGCAGCAUUACUUACAAAUAGCUGUCUACUCCCUCUUGUGGUAUACCACUUUAUGAAGUCAAGUCAUCUAGUUAUCACGCGACACAGAGUUCACAAUAAGGGACUCAUCCAUCAAAAUAAUCCCAGCUUCUUUGUCACACAGAUAUGGAAGCCAACCAAAACAUACACUUCCAUACUAUAGCAUUUUUCUAAGUCACAACUAAAUGCAUAGGUUAUGUCAUCCAUUAUCAGGAAAUAAUCUUUAAAAAACAAACUGUGAAUUAAAAGUAGAAUAUGCUACCGUGGCUUAGAAUUUUCUACUCUUGUUAAUCUUUUUAACUAGGUGAUGGCCAACAAAGUUGUGGAAACAAAGCUUAUGAAUCCAACCCAUAUACCUCUGCAAACAGACAAUACUAGAAAGAAAAGUUUAUAGCUCUAAAGCUGCUCUAACAGCUUCUGCUGCGACUACUGGAACAGUGUUGACAUUUCUUGUAAUGAUGCAUAAGAACAUGUUUUCAUUUCUUGGAGAAUAUUUAAGAUCAUGGAUAAAUCUCAGCAAAGUUGACAGAGUGUGUCCUGAUGCUCCUCUUAAGAAAUACAUAUCCCCCUAUCAGAUUUUAUCCUAAACUCUCACAUAAUUUUAAUGCCAGUCCUAAAACAGGCUUAACACAGGCCUUUCAUUUAUUACGUGGGUAAUAUGAGAAAGAAAAUUGUUUGGACAUGCUGUUUCUUGCUAUGUGAUAACAAUACUGUAUUUCUGUAGUCAUAUCUUUGCUUCAAUUUUUAGUACACUGAUCUUUACACCAAACUUUUAGUAAAGAACAUACAUGUAUUCUAUA
Messenger RNA from Harpia harpyja (harpy eagle), 4469 nucleotides. It is a transcript of the gene BEAN1, whose product is annotated as brain expressed associated with NEDD4 1. Lineage: Eukaryota; Metazoa; Chordata; Aves; Accipitriformes; Accipitridae. The transcript is spliced from 6 exons. Bases 230 to 1171 code for a protein of 313 amino acids. The record is from RefSeq and is a predicted model, not a curated record. Gene Ontology annotation, molecular function: protein binding.